AGAGUCAUAAUUCGAGCAAUGUGUAGCCAACUCUUUUGCCCUAGCGCUUCUCUCUCUUCAUAUCUCUCUCCUCUGUACCGUCUCGUUCGUUCGUCGCGAGGGUCUGAAGCAGAGAGAAUGGAUCCGGACGCGUUGGCGAAGGCGUUCGUGGAGCACUACUACUCGACGUUCGACGCGAACCGGGCGGGCCUGGCCAACCUGUACCAGGAAGGAUCGAUGCUCACCUUCGAGGGCCAGAAGAUCCAGGGCUCCCAGAGCAUCGUCGCCAAGCUCACCUCCCUCCCCUUCCAGCAGUGCCAGCACAGCAUCACCACCGUCGAUUGCCAGCCCUCCGGACCCGCCGGCGGCAUGCUCGUCUUCGUCAGCGGCAACCUCCAGCUCGCCGGCGAGCAGCACGCCCUCAAGUUCAGCCAGAUGUUCCAUUUGAUGCCAACACCACAAGGAAGCUUUUAUGUAUUCAAUGACAUUUUUCGGUUGAACUAUGCAUGAAGACAGGAUUUACAUGGUGGAUUCAACAACAGUGAGGUCGUAUUGUCAUGAUCUUGAAUGUCGAAGGACAGAAACCAUUUGCCUUAUUUCUGUAAUUUCCCUAGGCUUUACAGAGGCUGGUAUUUUCAGUCGGUGUUUUCGAUGUUCUAUUGCUGUGCUGUUCAAAAAUGUCUUUGUUGAGAUUGGUGAGAUUUGAAAAAAGAUUUCUAUACUGUUCGAUAAAAUGGAACUGUGGAGGGUCUUAAUUAGAAUUCAUGUUCAAAUUGUGUC
Molecule: messenger RNA, 759 nt
Organism: Rhodamnia argentea
Lineage: Eukaryota; Viridiplantae; Streptophyta; Magnoliopsida; Myrtales; Myrtaceae
Product: nuclear transport factor 2B
Exons: 3
Coding region: 19-489 (156 amino acids)
Biological process (GO): nucleocytoplasmic transport
Cellular component (GO): nuclear pore central transport channel
Source: RefSeq, a predicted model, not a curated record